Messenger RNA from Penicillium brasilianum, 623 nucleotides. The record is from the annotation of a GenBank genome assembly. Lineage: Eukaryota; Fungi; Ascomycota; Eurotiomycetes; Eurotiales; Aspergillaceae.
AUGCACUUCCUCAGCCUCCCUCUCUUCCUCUUUGCCACCGGAGCCUUUGCGCUCCCCAGCGAUGCCGUCGCCAGGGGCCAUGGCCAGAUUCGCUUCCCUGUCCCCGACAGCCUGACCGUCAAGGAGGCUCAGGCCAAGUGUGGUGACCAGGCGCAGCUCUCUUGCUGUAACCACGCUACCUACGCUGGAGAUACCACCGACGUCAGCUCUGGGAUCCUUGCGGGUACUCUCAGCCAUAUUGCCGGGACUGGUUCCGGGGCCGAUGGUCUUGGUCUCUUCGAUCAGUGCUCGCAGCUUGACGUACAAGUUCCUAUCCUCUUGGGUGCCAUUGGCGUCCAAGAUUUGAUCAAGAAGCACUGUCAGCAAAACAUUGCCUGCUGCCAGAACUCGCCCUCUAACGCCGGCGACGACCUGGUCGGACUCGGACUGCCUUGUGUGGCUCUCGGGGCUGUGCUUUAGUUGGAUUCAACCCUAAUAAUUUGUUUUUCUUUUUCGGAAAAUGUGGACUUUCUUUCUAUCGGUGUAGCCAUCUACGACCGCUAUUCCCUGUGCUCCUGCGACGUUGGUCUUUUACGGUUACAUUUAUUCAAGGAACCAAAUCCAAACUUAAUUAUUCAUAUCUU